CUAUGUACGGAACGCUAUAUUUGAAGAGAUACAAACCACAUUGAAGGCUGUUGGUGGCAAAUCUACUAUACAAACAUUCAAAGGUGGAACAAUUGGGCGUCUUAGUGAUCACGAGAGAUACGCUAGCGCCAACAAUGUUCUGCAUCACCUAUUAUCUCGACAGAUUGAGGGAGGGGAUAUACCUCCUCAUGAAGCAUGGUUUGUUGUCGGUAGUCGUAUCAUUCGUUUUACAACACCGGAUUACGCACUAAUUACCAGACUUCACUUUGGGUUUUGUGAGUUUGAUCCCGACGCUGAGCACCAGAUUCCGGCCAAUAGUAUCUUCUACAGAUAUUUUGGUGGUCGUCCCACAAAAGUUGGAACUCUUAAGACGAAAUUCAAAGCAAAACAACUUGGGAAGGAUCCAGAAGAUUAUAUUAAAGCGGGGAACUUGUUGAUGUAUUACUUGUUUCUCCUUUGUCGAGACGAUGUGUAUAUCGAGGCAUGAGCAUGGACUUUGGUGGAGGACUUGGACGAGUGGAAUUGGUUUCCAUGGGGGUCUUAUACCUAUCAGGUGUUACUUCAUUAUUUGAGCUUGGCCGGAACUCGGGAUGACGUGUUGAAGAAACCAGCGUACCACUUCUUUGGCCCAGUCUGGGCUUUGCAGAUUUGGUCAUACGAGGUUAUUCCCACAUUGGGUUCUAUUUGUGGCACACGAAACCCAGUCCCUAAAUUUCCUCGUGCUUUGAUGUGGACAACCAGAAAAGCUCCUGGCGAUUUCACAUAUUUUUUCGACAAAGAGCUUAUUGUGCACGAGACGCUUCAGCCAUCCCCUGAAGAGCUAGAGGAGGUGUACUACAUGAGCCUAGACAAUGAAGAUAUGCUCCAUGUUAGAUUCGUGCCUCCUCUACGUCUUGCAUCGAAGAAGAAGACAACUCAUGUUCCAAAGCGGCGUAGAAUGAGAUCUCCAACACUUGAGAGGGAUAGUAGGCAGGUUUCGCCGGCUGUUCAGAGGGAAGGACCCCGUAGUUCACCUUUGAGGGAGGAACGUCAUAGUUCUCCCGUUGUUGAGAUGAGAGAACGCCAUAGUUCUCCGAGAGUUGAGACGAGGGACUCACCGGUUAUUGAUAGUACACUUACUUGUUGUCACCAUGGAGUUCCGUGCCGAGACUCGGGCAAGGAUUGUCAUGACUACAUCGACCAGAGAUUGACAAGGAUGUUGCACGAUGAGUCUGAUGAUGGAUUUAUUGCUCGAGUAGCUCGUAGAGUGCUCAGUGGAAUGAAGGAGAUGCUCGAUUGUACAGGUGACAAAUCUAUUCGUCUUAGUCCUAGGAGAUCAGUGGGGCACGUAUCUCCUGUUCGCUCCACUUCUCAUGUACAUCAUUGGCAUCACUCCACUUCUCGUGUAGAGCAGCCACUGCCACAUCGAUCCACUUCUCCUGUAGAGCACCCACAUGGCUCUCCAUCUCCAGUAGAGCAGCUUCAUCAGUCCCUAUCUCAUGUACUGACUACUCCAGUGCAGCCGGUGCUUGAGAAUCUAUUUCAGGGUGAUGAGCAUGCUGACGAAGAGGAGGAGGAAGUUGGAGAUACUUCAGAUGAGCAUGUAGAUGAUGUUGGUUUAGGUCAACGUGUGAGUAGACCCUCUGCUGCAUUGAGGAGCCCAUUCGCCCCCAUUACUCCAAAUGAUAUGAAGAGAAUCAAAGCUGCCUAUAGAAAAUUCAGAGCUUCGGGUCCUGAUUCUUCUGUGACAAUCAAAGACCUUGGUCACAUCCUUCCACAAGCAUAUUUCGACGAUAUAGAGAGCUUCAGUAAGGAGUUUGAUUCUGAGGUGAUUGAUCUCUUCAUAUUAUUUAUGAGACACAAGAUCCAAUCUCGUAGAGGUUUGAAAAGUGGUGUGAGUUCGACUAAGACGAUCUUAUUGACUACCUAUUUCUUUCAUACUUUAGACGUUGAGUCCAAGAAAUUGAACUCUGAUGACUAUCUUGAUUGGGAAGUGCCGGAAAGCCUUAAAGAUAUUGUACUUGGCACAGAUCCCAAAUCAUCGACUCCAUGGACGAAUGCCACUCAUGUCAUUGCAAUUUGCAAUGUUGAGCAUCACUGGGUAACUAUAUGCAUUGACUUGAGUGCGUGGAAGGUUCAUUUAUAUGACUCAUUGAUGGAUAAGUAUCGAAAGGGUUCAGUGCGGAACACACAGAUGAAGUGUGUCACUCAUCUUCUUCCUCGUCUAUUGGACGCUGCAGGCUAUUGGACACAGAGGCCGGAUCUGAUGAAGAGAACCGAUCCACUGACACUAGUGAAAGUGGAAAGUAGGCACCAGUUCAAGCAAUUGGACUCGACUAGUUGUGGUCCAUACUCAUGCAUGUAUGUGGAUCGUCUCAUUUGCAGCCUCAAUGAUCAUAGGGGACUACCAAUAGAUGCAGCCUAUAUUAUUAAGUAUAGGUGGAUUGUAGGAUCCAGAAUAUUUCAUUUGACAUGUGAUUAG
Molecule: messenger RNA, 2461 nt
Organism: Salvia miltiorrhiza (redroot sage)
Lineage: Eukaryota; Viridiplantae; Streptophyta; Magnoliopsida; Lamiales; Lamiaceae
Exons: 5
Coding region: 728-2461 (577 amino acids)
Biological process (GO): protein desumoylation
Cellular component (GO): nucleus
Molecular function (GO): deSUMOylase activity
Source: RefSeq, a predicted model, not a curated record